Messenger RNA from Saitoella complicata NRRL Y-17804, 1070 nucleotides. RefSeq names its product alpha/beta-hydrolase. Bases 183 to 959 code for a protein of 258 amino acids. The record is from RefSeq and is a predicted model, not a curated record. Lineage: Eukaryota; Fungi; Ascomycota; Saitoellomycetes; Saitoellales; Saitoellaceae. The transcript has 3 exons.
CUACGAAGAAGACGAAGAAGAGAAAGAUUCAUCCACUGAAGACGUCUUCGCCUCCGCCGCACGUCAAGGCUUUGACGGAGGUAAUCGCCACGACAGAGGUGAAGCAAAUCGUGGAGAACCCGCAUUUAACGCAAAAGAUCAAGUUGCCGGAUGGACGGACCCUGUGUUUCUCGGAGGUGGGAAUGCAUGGAGGGUUCCCGGUUAUAUGCCUGGUUGGAAUGGGACUGAAUCGUAUGAUUACAGCCUUUUACGAUGACCUUGCACAUUCGCUCGGGUUGAGGAUCAUUACCCCUGACCGUCCUGGAGUGGGAGGCAGUGAUCCUGUAUCCGAUUUCGACCGGAGAGUCUCCACAUGGCCAGAAACUGACCUUGCACCACUUCUUUCGCAUCUCAACAUCAACAAGUUCAUCCUCGUUGGCAAUUCUUUGGGAGCUUGCUACGCGUUAGCCUCUGCACUUCACUUCAAGUUUGCGAUUCAUGGUAAGAUCUAUCUUCUUUCGCCAUGGAUCGCGGAAAGUCAACUUCCAGCCAAGGACGCCGCACCGAUAAGUCACCGCUUCCUCCGUGCGCUACCAUCCGGGCUGUUGAAGACGGCACAAUCUCUCAUAUCGCCUUACGAAUCGACAGGGAAGGACGCAGACGUCAUCGUUCCCGGCGAUGUCACGGCGAGCAUUUGGGCAGCCGCCACGACAAAUGCGAAUGCCGCGAUUGACUUGAUGACUUCAUUAGAGAGGCCGAACAAGAUGGGGUUCAAGUUUGAGGAUGUGAAUCAGGAGGUCAAGGUGUGGCAUGGAAGUUUGGAUUCGAGAAUAUCGCCGGGAAGAGUACAACAGGUCGUGGGAAGGAUGAAUAGGGGUGAAGUGAUCGUUGUUGAGGGUGCAGGACAUGGGUUGAUGGGAAAUGCAAAGGUGGUGAGCGAGGUGCUGACGGAGAUUGCGAGAGAUGUUGCAAUGCGUUGACGAGAGAAGGGACUAUUUAUCUUUCACUGGCUCAAGGUUGCUACAUCUCGGCUGGAUCGACACCCACGCCGAUGCCCAUGGGUUCAUGAAGAUCAUGGUCAAGGGUAAGAG